AUGUCUGUUCUCGGAUUCUCGGAACUUUACAUUGGUACAGAAGUUACCUUCACUACACUAUCGCCCCAGAAGUGGGUUAUCGAGGAGAAGCUCAUCGAGGAUGUUCAACAAAUGACACGAAAGCGAACUGAGUACCAACGCCCCGAGGUGAAGCUAACCAACCGGCCUAAGGGACUUGAGGCGAUAUGGAUGGGAGCCAGGCAUGCCUGGAUUAGAGAACAUAAUUUAUGGCGAGGCUACGCAGACGAUAAUAAGAUGACUAUCCUUAGGCACAUUGCAGGCUUCCGAGAAUCCGCCUCCCUUGACCCCGAAGUGAAAUUUACUGACAUGACCUUUGUGGGCUGGGGCUUAGCUAUAGCACCCAGGAAAGCUGGUUGGGAAAAGGACAGUACUAAGUGGACUUGGUGA
Messenger RNA from Penicillium robsamsonii, 408 nucleotides. RefSeq lists its product as uncharacterized. NCBI's taxonomy places the organism in Eukaryota, Fungi, Ascomycota, Eurotiomycetes, Eurotiales, Aspergillaceae. The transcript is spliced from 3 exons. Bases 1 to 408 code for a protein of 135 amino acids. The record is from RefSeq and is a predicted model, not a curated record.